This is a messenger RNA of Salvelinus sp. IW2-2015, 1106 nucleotides long. Its product is annotated as sialomucin core protein 24. Lineage: Eukaryota; Metazoa; Chordata; Actinopteri; Salmoniformes; Salmonidae. The record is from RefSeq and is a predicted model, not a curated record. Gene Ontology annotation, cellular component: cytoplasmic vesicle.
GAGUAUCUCUGGUAGAAGGAAGUAGACAGUUAGAUAGCAACAGCAUCAGACUACCCGUAUCCAGCAGAAAUCAGUUCUCUCUCGCGACUCUGCAUACAUCGGGUGGAACGACGAACAAGUUGGGGGAAAAUAUAAAUUAAACAUGUACUUAAAACUUGUUUACGUUACAUUAGUCCUCGCCUUGGUAACUGCAACAAUAGUUGCGAACGUAGAUGAUGGAUGUGCUGAACUCGCUUGUGAAUCUUGUGUCGGUGACUGUCAAUGGUUGAACUGCACAUUUAGAGAAACUCCAACGGUUUCCUGUGUCAACAUCACGUCCAUAAACGGUCAGAACAUGACCGUGGGCACCUGCUCUAAUGAAACUUGCUCCGUUGUAACUGACAUCCCUGCCCCAGCCACAAUCUCCCACUCUCCUACCACUGCUGUUCCAGUUACCCCUACGGCCAAUGCAACUAACAGCAGCACCGCUGAGCCCGAGCCCACCGCAGCUGACCUGACCACUGUAGUACCAACUUCCCAGCCCGCCACUAACGGCACCUUCCCAGUCUCUGCCGCAACGCAAGCUUCAAAUGUCAGUGUCACCACCGCAUCACCUGUGGGGCCCUCUCCAGCGCCUCAUAAGAAUUCCACAUUUGACGCAGCGAGCUUCAUUGGGGGCAUAGUGCUGGUCCUGGGCCUGCAGGCCGUGGUCUUCUUCCUCUACAAGUUCUGCAAGUCCAAGGACCGCAACUACCACACCCUCUGAAGAACCCACUCCACCUCCACAAUACCUACUCUGGGGCCCACUAUGAACACCCUAACCCCUGGCCAUUAUGAUUAUCAGUGUUUCCAAUCAGUGUUUCUCCCAAAAGCCUAAUGCCAUUGCGUUACCAACCUGUGGUUUAGGCCUGUAGCUUAAAUACACACAAGGUUAUAAACUGUACACGCCCACAAGUGCGGCACAUCUUUUACUGUACGUAGUUCGCUACACAUUUCUCACACCCUGGUGCAGCUGAAGUGAACUCCAGCGCAGUGGCAUUUGAGCCUUCAACAGAGGGUUACAUCACUAUGGAUUCCCCGUCUCUCAUCCCCUCUUCUCGCUCUCCACCCCACCCUCUCUCUCGUUC